Molecule: messenger RNA, 1294 nt
Organism: Anopheles bellator
Lineage: Eukaryota; Metazoa; Arthropoda; Insecta; Diptera; Culicidae
Product: inactive CLIP domain-containing serine protease A8-like
Exons: 3
Coding region: 95-1189 (364 amino acids)
Biological process (GO): proteolysis
Molecular function (GO): serine-type endopeptidase activity
Source: RefSeq, a predicted model, not a curated record
UCUCGAGGCCAAUGUGUGUUGAUUGUGCUGUGGCUAGCCGUAAGAAUAUUGGGUGAAGUCGCGGACAAAACGGUAGUGUAGUGCAGCACGUGAAAUGUCCCCUGUAAUUGAUUCAUUUGACGCCUUUUCAAAACAGCCAUGCCCUGGUGGGUUCUGCCAACCUAGGCACGUUUGUCCCCAAGGGGGGCCAGGACAGAGCGUGGAUCCUCAAGACGCGGGCCUUAUAACAUUACGAUUGUUAGAGGACGAGGACGAAGAUAUUUGUUUAGAUCUCAUGAUGACCUGUUGCUUGACGCCCAACGUUACGACGAAUCCUUCAAGCUACGGCACUAUAAAGGUUGAUAAUAAUGAUAUUUUUCCAAACGACACGUGCGGUGAAAGCAACCCAGGUGGGUUGAAAUACAAACUAGAGUCCGACGGGGCAGGCAAGGCCUAUGCCCAAUACGGCGAAUUUCCCUGGAUGGUGGUUUUGAUCGAGGAAACGUAUCAGUCAAGCGGCCAGUCAAGGUACGAGCCGAUUGGCGGAGCAUCCUUAAUUCAUCCGCGGUUCGUCGUAACGGUGGCGCAUAUUUUGGAAAACCCACUACCAAACAGAGUGUUUGCCCGCUUCGGCGAAUGGGACUUUGCCAGCCAGGCGGAAUAUUGGCCAGUGGAGGAUAUCGACCUUAAUAAAAACGUUUUCAUUCAUCCGAAUUACAUUGCCAGAGGUUUUAAAAAUGAUAUUGCCCUGGCCAAACUGGAGCAGCCGCUAGUCUACAAAACGCACAUCCGGCCCAUCUGCCUACCAACUUCGGCUGCCAAGGAUCAGUUCGAAGGUCAGCGAUGCACUUCGAACGGGUGGGGUGUAGAAAUGAAGACCAGGACGUACGCUUCUGUGAUGAAACGAGUUGAUCUGCCCAUCCUGCCGCGUGAAAAGUGUGAAACAAUGUUACGAGCAUCCAGAUUGGGACCAUUCUUUAAGCUGCACUCCAGCGUCAUCUGUGCCGGUGGUGAGCGGGAUCUGGACAUGUGCACCGGCGAUGGCGGCUCCCCGUUAGCGUGUCGGACGUCCGCUGGAAAGUACGAGUUGGCCGGGAUUGUGUCCUGGGGACUUAGUUGCGGAGAUCAAAACACUCCGGCCGGUUAUGUCGAUGUUGCGCAAUUUGUUGGGUGGAUCCAUGAAAAGAUCGCCGAAAAUGACGUUGCCUGAUAAUGGGGCAUUUUAGCGCCGGAUCAAUAAAUAGUGUUCCAAGAUUUUCUCACGAAAUAUCAAACGCAUUUAUUAUGCUGUUUGAAGUCCGUCGAACCGAGUGAU